CAUCUGUGUUGGUACUGAUAAUUGACACAGAGCAGCCGUCAUGUCAGCUAUGGGGAGCAUACAGCAGAGAAACCUUCGCUAUUUGGCCCUUAUCUUUUUCCUCCUGACCGCUUCUUCACCUGCUGCAGAGAGCCUCUCAAAGCCCAGCAUCUCCAUGAAUCCUGCUGGUGAGGUUACCUGGGGUCAGGACGUCAGCAUCACUUGUUCCAUCUCAACUCAGCAUUUAGGUGGAACAUUCCUCCUGCAGCAGACCUCAGGCUCAUUCAGAAAGACCCAAACAUCAAGUACCAACUCUGCUACCUUCAUUAUACCUAAAGUGAACUUUGAUAACGAAGGAUCGUACCAGUGUCAGUAUCAGACAAGUGUUUCCAGUCGAGACUUCAGCUCCCCUUUAAGUGACUCUGUCAGACUCUCUGUUACUGUGAGACUUCCAAAGCCCAACAUCUCCAUGAAUCCUGCUGGUGAGGUUACCUGGGGUCAGGACGUCAGCAUCACUUGUUCCAUCUCAACUCAGCAUUUAGACGGAACAUUCCUCCUGCAGCAGACCUCAGGCUCAUUCAGAAAGACCCAAACAUCAAGUACCAACUCUGCUACCUUCAUUAUACCUAAAGUGAACUUUGAUAACGAAGGAUCGUACCAGUGUCAGUAUCAGACAAGUGUUUCAAGACGAGACUUCAGCUCCCCUUUAAGUGACUCUGUCAGACUCUCUGUUACUGUAAGUCUUCCAAAGCCCAGCAUCUCCAUGAAUCCUGCUGGUGAGGUUACCUGGGGUCAGGACGUCAGCAUCACUUGUUCCAUCUCAACUCAGCAUUUAGGUGGAACAUUCCUCCUGCAGCAGACCUCAGGCUCAUUCAGAAAGACCCAAACAUCAAGUACCAACUCUGCUACCUUCAUUAUACCUAAAGUGAACUUUGAUAACGAAGGAUCGUACCAGUGUCAGUAUCAGACAAGUGUUUCAAGUGAAAAAGUCAGCUCCCCUUUAAGUGACUCUGUCAGACUCUCUGUUACUGUGAGACUUCCAAAGCCCAACAUCUCCAUGAAUCCUGCUGGUGAGGUUACCUGGGGUCAGGACGUCAGCAUCACUUGUUUGAUCUCAACUCAGCAUUUAGGUGGAACAUUCCUCCUGCAGCAGACCUCAGGCUCAUUCAGAACGACCAAAACAUCAAGUACCAACUCUGCUACCUUCAUUAUACCUAAAGUGAACUUUGAUAACGAAGGAUCGUACCAGUGUCAGUAUCAGACAAGUGUUUCAAGACGAAACUUCAGCUCCCCUUUAAGUGACUCUGUCAGACUCUCUGUUACUGUGAGUCUGCAGCCGCCCAGCAUCUCCCUGACGUCUCCUAACAGAGGUUCAGAGGUCACCAGGGGGGACAGCUUUGUCUUCACCUGCUCCACUUCCUCCCACUAUCCCACUGGUGUUUUCUUCCUCAUCUUCUCUGGCUCCAACAUCACUGACCCCAAGCCAGCAGUCAACCACUCAGCCUCCUUUAACUUCCCUGCUGCUGAGUACGAACACCAGGGCAACUACAGCUGUGUGUAUGAAGUCACAUGGUCUACACGGAAAUACACUUCUCCCACGGCUGCACCAAUUAUUGUUGUCAUCAAAAUGCCUUUGUUGCCGCUGAUCUCCUCAGUAGCAGGUGGGGGUCUGCUGCUGCUCCUGCUGGUCUUGGUGGUUUGUCUGGUUGUCAAGAGAAGACGGCGAGCCAAGCAGCCUGGAACCAUCUUCCAAACUCAAUUGUCUGUCAGAGGCAGUAACGAUUAUGAAGAUGAUGAGGAGGAGGAGGAUGAGCAGGACUAUGUGAAUGUUGAUUCAGUAUACACCAAGGGGAAACUCAAAGAGGAAGCAACAAGCGGGGAAGAAGAGGAGAGUGAUGAAGAUCAUGAUUAUGAGGAAGCGGGCCCCAGUGCAAAUUCUAUAAAGGCCACAGUGGUCUGUUUCGGUGUAAAUGACAACAGAGAAGGAGAAAGCAGUGAUGAUGAAGAUGACUAUGUAAAUGUAAACCAAAGCAGUGAUGAUGAUGAAGAUGACUAUGUAAAUGUAACCCAGCCAUUUGUUGAACAAACAGUGGACAUUUAUGGGGAAAAUGAGGAUUUAAAUAUGGCAUAAUGUAAAUGUAGGAAUAGAACACCUAAAGGAUCAGUCAGUUGGUUUCUAGAUUCUUAGGUUUGGCAUUUACCUACAUGAACUACCAUCCACUGCUAUAGAUCUAAUUUGUUUAUAAUAUUUUAAUAAAUUAGAUAAGUCAAAAAACAAAUCUGUCCGAUAUGCCUGUAACUUCCUAGUGUUGCCAAGUUAUUGUAGGUGUGGCCUGUUAGAUAUAAACUCUGUGCAAAACACAUGCAUAUCAUCUUUCUUUGACGUCCAGGGGCUGAGACCAAAAACUGAUUCUGACCUCUGAGGGCUCGCAGCACUGUUAAACACUCUAAAAUGUUUUGCAACGCUAGCAGCCUGCUAAACUAAUAGGUAGGUAGGUACAUUUAUUGUCACAAUAUAUCAGGUUAUAUAAUAUAAUAUAAGGG
Molecule: messenger RNA, 2523 nt
Organism: Micropterus salmoides (largemouth bass)
Lineage: Eukaryota; Metazoa; Chordata; Actinopteri; Centrarchiformes; Centrarchidae
Product: immunoglobulin superfamily member 1-like
Exons: 10
Coding region: 41-2110 (689 amino acids)
Source: RefSeq, a predicted model, not a curated record